Messenger RNA from Brassica napus (rape), 372 nucleotides. RefSeq names its product octapeptide-repeat protein T2-like. NCBI's taxonomy places the organism in Eukaryota, Viridiplantae, Streptophyta, Magnoliopsida, Brassicales, Brassicaceae. The coding region runs from base 1 to 372 and encodes 123 amino acids. The record is from RefSeq and is a predicted model, not a curated record. The transcript has a single exon.
AUGAGAGAAGCAGAGAGAACCGUCACGAAGCGACGCAGCGGGAAGAGAAGGAGAUACGCGGAUAGAGGCGGAGAGAAUCGACGAGGUGGCGAGAGGAGAAGCGACGCGGAGAGAGGCGGAGAGAAGCGGAGAGGUCGCGAGAAGCGGAGAGGCGGAGAGAGGUGGAGAGAAGCGACGAGGUGGCGAGAGGAGGAGAGACGCGGAGAGAGGCGGAGAGAAGAGGAGAGGUCACGAGAAGCGGAGAGAGGUGGCGAGAAGCGGAUAUGCGGAGAGACGGAGAGGAUGAUAGAGAAGCUUCAGUGGUUUCCGUCGUUGAUUUCACCGGAGGGAACACAACGAAGCAGACACAAUCGCCAUGUUCUUCGCCGUUGA